AUGGAAAAUGCAACUGUUGCCAUUGCUGCCUUCUCCAUUUGCCUCAAUGUCAGCGUUUGGGAGCUUAUGAUUUGUCUCGGUUUCCUUGGUGCUGCAUGUGUAAGAAUUGCGAAUGAGCUAGGAAGGGGAAACGCGAAAACAAUAAAGUUCUCGAUAAGAGUGAACUUAGCUACUUCAGUAAUAUUCGGUCUUGUCUUCUUCAUACUAUGUUUGGUUUUCGGUAACAAAAUCGGAUACUUAUUUACAAGCGACGAAGAUGUUGUAAAUAUGGUGUCGGAGCUUUCGGUUCUUCUUGCCAUCACAAUGUUGUCGAAUAGCAUUCAACCAGUGCUAACAGGGAUUGCGGUUGGGGCCGGUUUGCAAAGUGUGGUGGCUAUUAUUAACCUUGUGUGCUAUUAUGUUAUUGGAAUUCCAAUUGGUAUUUUACUUGGCUUUUGUACUGAUCUUCAAGUUAAGGGAGUAUGGAUUGGAAUGAUUUGUGGUGUUAUCAUGCAAAUUAUUUGCUUAAGCAUCAUGAUUUGGAGGACGAAUUGGGAUGAUCAGGUUGAUAAGGCGUCUAAACGUCUCUCUCGUUGGUUCAAACCUGAUGAUUCAUCGUAA
Molecule: messenger RNA, 600 nt
Organism: Impatiens glandulifera
Lineage: Eukaryota; Viridiplantae; Streptophyta; Magnoliopsida; Ericales; Balsaminaceae
Product: protein DETOXIFICATION 24-like
Exons: 4
Coding region: 1-600 (199 amino acids)
Biological process (GO): transmembrane transport
Cellular component (GO): membrane
Molecular function (GO): xenobiotic transmembrane transporter activity; antiporter activity
Source: RefSeq, a predicted model, not a curated record